This is a messenger RNA of Capsaspora owczarzaki ATCC 30864, 2191 nucleotides long. RefSeq lists its product as hypothetical. The coding region runs from base 378 to 1883 and encodes 501 amino acids. The record is from RefSeq and is a predicted model, not a curated record. NCBI's taxonomy places the organism in Eukaryota, Filasterea, Ministeriida, Capsasporidae. Gene Ontology annotation, molecular function: actin binding; ATP binding; protein kinase activity. The transcript has 9 exons. Gene Ontology annotation, biological process: protein phosphorylation.
GUCUACUUUUUUUUUUCAUUUCAUUUUUGAUUGUAUUUUUUCAAUGUCCGCAACGGCUUUGGCUCCAGCAACGGCCACGAUCGCCACUGUUGUGCCUGCGACUGCGACGGUGGUCGACGACAGUGUUCCGCUGUACUGCAUUGUCGAAGGCACCCAGAAGAUUGAAGAUCACACGGAGUACGUGCUGCGCGUCCAGCGUGGGGCCAAACAAGGACAACUGCUGGCGCGUUGCAAAGCGCUACAGCGACUUUGACCUGCUUCACGAUCGCAUCCAGCCGCUCUUCCCCAGGAAGAAUCUCCCGCUUCCACCCAAGAAAGUGUUUGGCAACCUGACGCGAGAGUUUAUCGAAGAGCGCCGCCGAGGCUUGCAGGUCUAUAUGGAGGCAGUCAUGAGCUUCCCACCGCUCGCCACCCUGCAAGAAGUCAAGGCGUUCCUUGAUCCCAACAACUACAACAGGAGCUUUGAUGAGGAAGCUUUGCGCGAUGCUUCAAUGUUCCUUCGCUCCCAACCCACCUGGGCCAUUCGCGAACCUCUGCAUCGCAUGGGCUCCCGCAUUCGCAAGCAUUACUACUUGUUCUCUGGCCCAGGAAGUGACCGACAGCUGCUCGAAUGGGUCGACCAAACGCCAGAACUGCCGCUACCAACCGAUAAAAUUGCUGGCUUGUUCAAACAUGUAUACAUGGCCCUCAAGCACGUCACUUGCGUCUACCCAAUUUCCUUCAUCGACUAUCGAUCCGGAGCCCUUGUCAUUCGCGAUAUCUGCGCCAUGGGAUCGCUUAAGGAUCGUAUCUACAACUGCUCCAAACCUCGCAACCCAUUCAUGCUCAAGUACUUUGCGGAUGCUCGAGGCACGGAACUCAAUGAUGUUACGAUUCGGCGAUAUGGCCGCCAACUGCUGGAGGCUCUCAAAUUCCUCCAUUUGAAUAACAUCCCGUUCGGCCAUCUUCACUCUGGCAACAUUCUACUUGAUGGGGACGUCUGCAAGCUCACCGAUAUUGAAAACGGUCUUCUCGGCGUCCCUUCAAAGCAUCGACCACACCUGAUGCUGCUGCGCAAAAUCUCGUCCCUUCCCAUGGCAGACGUCUACUCUUUCGGACACGUUCUGUACGAAAUGUGCACGGGCUUUGAACUGUACGACCACAUCCUGCCACCCGAUUGGAAGCCAUUACCCAGCACGUCGCCGCAGCUCAAGGAGAUCAUCGAGUCCAUCCUGUCCGAGACUGCGUGCAAGAAUGGCACGCUGCCGACCGUGGAUCAGCUCAUUGAAAACCCUUACUUUGCCGAGGCGCCGGCUGCCUCGACCCUGGAUCGCACCCUCAUCAAAAUGCGCGAUUCCGUCAAGGAAGCCAUGCGCGUGGCAUGCAGCAACCUGGAUGCCAAGUUGGUCGAGGAGCAAAAGCGUGCCAGCCAGUACCGACGCCUGGAGCGAGAGGCCGAAAAGAAGCAGGAAGAAAAGGUCCAGGAGAUGUCCGCCGACCCCAAAGUUCGCAAAUCGCUGCGUCGCAAGAAGCUUGCCGAAGCCACGGCGGCCAACAAUGGUGAAACGGUCAGUUUCGCAGACCAGCUGAGCAGCUCUGGCUCGCUCUCGUCCAUCCCGUCGACGUCCUCCUCAUCGAGCUCACGCCCGGCUUCCGUCAGUCGGCAACCGUCCACCGUCACUGCUGCGUCCGCUCCCGCUCCCGUCUCAAGACAAGCGUCCGCGGCCAGCAUGCCUGCUGCGCCACCGCCACCGUCCGGCGCACCCGCUCCGCCUCCGCCGCCACCAGCCGGCAUGCCAGCUCCUCAGCCCGCUCGUGGUGCUCUCCUUUCAUCCAUUACUGGUUUCAACAAGUCUGGUCUUUCCAAGACCAAGACGAAUGACCGCAGUGCGCCCAAGGUUUAGAGGCCAGCAACCGUGUGACCCGGAGUUUGCGGAGAAACUAUUUUUUAAAACAUGGGAGUUUUGUGUCUUGUGUCGGUGUGCUUUGUGUUUGCGUGUCCAACGCUUUUCUUCUCGGACGAUUUUUGGUUCUUGUACCGGACCUCGGGACGGUAUGAAUGGAGCGGAUGAAGCGUCGAGGCGUCGUUGUCUAAUCGCAUUGGUGAUUGUUCUUUUCGGUUGUGUUUGUCGGCAGUUUGAUGAGUAAAAACUCGUUUAGUCUCAUCUUUUCCAACAGCUGGUUGACGCUCAGUUUGAUUGCUGAAUACAGG